Messenger RNA from Hyaloscypha bicolor E, 3501 nucleotides. RefSeq names its product carbamoyl-phosphate synthase-like protein arginine-specific large chain. NCBI's taxonomy places the organism in Eukaryota, Fungi, Ascomycota, Leotiomycetes, Helotiales, Hyaloscyphaceae. The record is from RefSeq and is a predicted model, not a curated record. Gene Ontology annotation, cellular component: cytoplasm; cytosol. Bases 1 to 3501 code for a protein of 1166 amino acids. Gene Ontology annotation, molecular function: dihydroorotase activity; ATP binding; aspartate carbamoyltransferase activity. The transcript has 5 exons. Gene Ontology annotation, biological process: 'de novo' pyrimidine nucleobase biosynthetic process; L-citrulline biosynthetic process; UTP biosynthetic process.
AUGGCUCUCUCCAGCCGUCUCGCAGGCCGUACAACCUUCCUUCUCCGCCAGAUCAAGGCUCCAGCCAGCACCGCGAGAUCUUUUACCACUCGGUCGUCUACACGAUGCCUCUAUGCUCAGAGUCAAGCCCCGGCUGGCAAGAACGCCAGAUAUGUUCGACUUUUCUCGAGCUCCACAGUCUGCCGCGACCAGACACAAACUGCCCCAAAUGCAAAGGCAUACCUGGAGAGCGGAGUCAUUAAAGGAGCUGCAAAUCCUGUUAAUGUCAAGAAGGUAUUGGUAAUUGGCAGUGGUGGUUUGAGCAUUGGUCAAGCAGGAGAAUUCGAUUAUUCAGGUUCUCAAGCUUUGAAAGCCUUGAAGGAGGCUGGUGUAGCUUCCGUGCUCAUCAAUCCAAACAUCGCAACCAUCCAGACCGCCCACGUCCUUACCGAUGAGGUUUACUACCUUCCCGUCACUCCAGAAUAUGUUACAUAUGUUAUUGAGCGCGAGAGACCAGAUGGCAUCUUCCUUACAUUCGGUGGUCAAACUGCCCUGAAUCUCGGCGUUCAAAUGGAACGGAUGGGCAUUUUUGAACGCUACGGGGUCAAGGUCUUGGGCACAAGCAUCAAGACUCUUGAGACAAGCGAGGACAGAGAUCUCUUCGCCAAAGCUCUGGGUGAAAUCAACAUUCCAAUUGCCCAAUCUAUUGCUGUCGGUACCGUAGACGAAGCUCUAGAAGCUGCUAGAGGAAUUAGUUACCCAAUCAUUGUCCGAGCAGCCUAUGCUCUUGGUGGUCUUGGUUCGGGCUUUGCAAACAACGAGGAAGAGCUUCGAAACUUGUCCGCCAGAUCCCUCACUCUGUCUCCUCAGAUCUUGGUUGAGAAAUCUCUGAAGGGCUGGAAGGAAGUCGAGUAUGAGGUCGUUCGAGAUGCAAGCAAUAACUGUAUCACGGUCUGCAACAUGGAAAACUUCGAUCCUCUGGGCAUCCAUACUGGUGACUCCAUUGUUGUGGCACCCAGUCAGACUUUGAGUGAUGAGGAAUAUCACAUGCUUCGUUCUGCUGCUAUCAAAAUCGUCCGCCACUUAGGUGUUGUGGGAGAGUGCAACGUGCAGUAUGCAUUGCAACCUGACGGGCUCGACUACCGUGUCAUCGAAGUCAAUGCACGUCUCUCUCGCUCAUCUGCUCUUGCUUCAAAGGCUACUGGAUAUCCUCUCGCUUACACCGCUGCAAAAAUUGGACUUGGCCAUACUCUUCCUGAACUCCCAAACGCUGUCACCAAGACCACUACGGCAAAUUUCGAACCUUCCUUGGACUACGUCGUUACAAAAAUCCCACGAUGGGAUUUGGCCAAGUUCCAACACGUGAAGCGUGACAUCGGAAGUGCCAUGAAAUCUGUUGGAGAGGUUAUGGCUAUUGGUCGAACAUUCGAGGAAUCCAUUCAGAAGGCCAUCCGUCAAGUCGAUCCCCGGUUCGUUGGUUUCCAAGGAGACAAAUUCGACGAUCUGGACUACGAACUUGCGAACCCCACAGACCGUCGAUGGCUGGCUGUUGGUCAAGCAAUGCUGCACGAGGGUUAUACUGUGGACCGCAUCCAUGAUCUGAGCAAGAUUGACAAGUGGUUCCUCUAUAAGCUGCAGAAUAUUGUUGAUUGUACCCAUGAGCUUGAGGAUGUUGGAAGUCUGUUCGGCAUCAAGAAAGAACUCAUGAUGAAGGCCAAGAAGAUGGGUUUCUCCGACCGCCAGAUUGCUUCUCGCAUCGGAAGCACAGAGGACGAGGUUCGUGCUCGUCGAAAGAAUUUUGGAAUCACUCCAUUUGUCAAGAAGAUCGAUACUCUUGCUGCGGAGUUCCCCGCAAAUACGAACUAUUUGUACACCACCUAUAACGCAACCUCGCACGAUGUAACUUUCGACGAUCAUGGCAUCAUCAUUCUCGGCAGCGGAGUGUACCGCAUUGGCAGCAGUGUCGAAUUCGACUGGUGCGCUGUCAGCGCAACACUGGCACUAAAAGAAAUGGGCAAGAAGACUGUCAUGAUCAACUACAAUCCUGAAACCUAUUCUACUGACUUUGACACUGCUGACAAACUCUAUUUCGAAGAGCUCAGCUAUGAGAGAGUUAUGGACAUCUAUGAACUCGAAAGUGCAACCGGUGUCGUUGUUAGUGUCGGAGGCCAACUUCCUCAGCUGAUUGCUCUCCGACUCCAAGAAACAGGAGGUGCUAAGAUCCUUGGUACUGACCCCCGGGAUAUCGAUAAGGCCGAAGAUAGACAAAAAUUCUCCGAGAUUCUCGAUAGUAUUGGUGUCGACCAGCCUGCCUGGAAGGAGCUCACUUCAGUCGCUGAUGCCGAGGCUUUCGCGGAUGAAGUUAGCUAUCCUGUGCUAGUCAGACCGAGUUACGUUCUCUCUGGCGCUGCAAUGACGGUCAUUCGCAGCAAAGAUGAUCUCAAAGACAAGCUUGAGGCGGCCAGCAACGUUUCACCUGACCACCCUGUUGUUAUCACUAAGUUCAUCGAAGGCGCUCAAGAGAUUGAUGUUGAUGCUGUGGCGUCAGACGGCAAACUCAUCGUCCACGCUGUGAGUGAACACGUUGAGCAAGCUGGCGUACACUCAGGUGAUGCUACCCUUGUGCUUCCUCCUGUUUCCCUGGAUCAAACGACUAUGGACCGUGUUAAGGAAAUUGCCGUCAAGGUUGCCAAAGCCUGGAGCAUUACUGGUCCGUUCAACAUGCAAAUUAUCAAAGCUGAUGAUCCCAACGGUGCUCUCCCUGAGCUCAAGGUCAUCGAGUGUAACUUGCGUGCUUCCCGUUCAUUCCCAUUCGUCAGCAAGGUCCUCGGUCUCAACUUUGUUGACGUUGCCACAAAAGCCCUCGUUGGCCGUAACGUUCCGGCGCCAACUGAUCUCAUGGCCAUCAAGCGGGACUAUCUCGCCACUAAAGUACCUCAAUUCUCUUGGACUCGUCUCGCUGGUGCAGACCCCUUCCUAGGCGUCGAAAUGUCCAGUACCGGUGAAAUCGCCUGUUUCGGAAAGGAUCUUGUGGAAGCAUAUUGGGCCUCUCUGCAAUCAACCAUGAACUUCCGUAUGCCAGAACCAGGAGAGGGUCUUUUGUUUGGUGGAGACAUCUCCAAAGACUCCCUGGUGAAAAUCGUCGACUACCUCUCGCCACUUGGCUACAAGCUCUACGCUGCCGAAAAAGAAGUCAAACAAUUCCUCGAAUCUACCGCAAAGAGCAGUGUAAGUGUCGAGGUGAUUGAGUUCCCCAAGGAAGACAAGAGGGCUUUACGAGAAGUCUUCCAAAAGUAUGACAUCCGUGGCGUCUUCAACUUGGCCCUCGCACGAGGAAAGACUGUUUUGGAUGUCGACUACGUGAUGCGUAGAAACGCUGUAGACUUUGGCGUGCCCCUUUUCAUGGAACCCAAGACCGCUGAGCUCUUCGCCCGCUGCAUGAGCGAGAAGCUGCCCCGAAAAGAAGGCAUUCCAGGAGAAGUCCGCAGAUGGUCUGAUUUCAUUGGCGGUAAGCCAUUGUAA